Molecule: messenger RNA, 522 nt
Organism: Papaver somniferum (opium poppy)
Lineage: Eukaryota; Viridiplantae; Streptophyta; Magnoliopsida; Ranunculales; Papaveraceae
Exons: 2
Coding region: 1-522 (173 amino acids)
Molecular function (GO): nucleic acid binding; RNA-DNA hybrid ribonuclease activity
Source: RefSeq, a predicted model, not a curated record
AUGGAUAUGAAAUUGUCUCAAGAUGCUGCAUAUGUAAAGCUGAACAAGACAAAGAACAAGAGAUAUUUUGAAGACAUUAAGCCAAAUAUGCAGAGAUUUAAAUGCAGAGUUAUGAAAUUAGUGAAUGAAGGUGGUUUAAGAAUUACAGGAUCCAAGUGGAACCAAAACUAUGACCAAGAGAUAAUAGCAAAGUUUCAGUUGGGUCUUAGACAUUGCAGGUUUCAGUAUAUUAGAAAAUGUCAUUGUUUUCCACCUAAACAAGACUUUAUAAUGUUCUGUUGUGAUGGCUCAACAUUUGGAAAUCCUGGUACUGCAGGAUUUGGUGUUGUAUUCAGAGAUUCAGCUUGUCAGGUACUUGGUACUCUAACUGGAGGUAUUGGUGUAGCUUCAAAUUAUCUGGAAGAAGCCUAUGGAAUUAUGUGUGCUUUGGAACUGGAAAUUCAAUGGAGUAGGCAGAAUAUCAUUGUAGUGUCAGACUCAAAAACUGUGCUUGCAAAAUUUGCUCAGGGAAGAGUACCAUAG